Messenger RNA from Suillus bovinus, 192 nucleotides. RefSeq lists its product as uncharacterized. The annotation marks the transcript as partial. The transcript has a single exon. Lineage: Eukaryota; Fungi; Basidiomycota; Agaricomycetes; Boletales; Suillaceae. The record is from RefSeq and is a predicted model, not a curated record.
CUUGGCACUCAAUAUCAUACCCACACUUUUUCUGUCCUGAUCGUGCACAAUUUCGCUCGCAUCAUCAGAUCAGAUAGGGAAGGAGCCAUUGUUACCUGCGCCUUCAAUUAUAACAAAUCUUCACACUUAGUCGACUUUUUCUAUCACUUUUCACAAGCAUUGCCUGCAUUGCAUGGUGUUGAUACAACAGUG